AUGCCUGACACGUCAAUUGAGAAAUACAACCACGUCCCAGUCACCAAGGAGGAUCUUGACUGGGCUGAGCUCAUUACCCUCGAUUUUAGCCUUUAUGAAAAGCCCGGUGGAAAGGAGCAGCUGAUCGAGCAGCUAGACCACGCAGUACAACACGUUGGUUUCUUCUACGUGAAGAAUUUUAACAUCAGUCAGGAGGAGGUCGACUUUCAAUUCGCUUUGGGACGGGAAUUCUACGCACUGCCCUUGGAGGAGAAGCUCCAGUUCCACAACGCUGAUGACCUUGCGAGAGGCGAGUACAACGGAUAUAGGCCUGCUGGACACCGUAUCCUGGGAAAUGGCAUCAGGGACAACGUGCAGGUGUACAACAUUCCCAAAUUUGACGGUUAUCAUCCACGGGGACAGCCAGAUGUCUUGAAGAAUCAUAUCGCAGAAAUCGAAGCCUUCAGUCGGAAAUGCCAUACAGAGGUCGUCGAAAAACUGCUUCGCCUCUUUGCCAUUCUCCUCGAGCUUCCGGACGAAGAUCAACUGGUUCGCGACCACCAGUACAACAUACGAGGCGAAGACCACUUGCGAUACAUGCACUAUGCGGCUCGCAGCGCCGAGGAGAACAAAAAGGUCGGGGAACUUUAUUCCCCGGGUCACACCGAUCUAGGAACCAUAACACUGCUAUUUCGCCAGCCUGUUGCCGCCCUGCAAAUCUUGAAUUCGGAGGGCCAAUGGAAAUGGGUGCGCCCGCAGGAUGGAACUAUCACGAUAAAUACCUGCGAUGCCCUAACUGCGCUCACAGGCGGGUUUAUCAAGUCCAGUGUCCAUCGCGUGCAUGCACCACCACAGGAUCAAGCGCAUAUAGAUCGCCUGGGGGUGUUGUAUUUUGCUCGGUUGGCUUUCCCCGUUCAUGAAUACUCAGGUAUAGGGCAUGGAUGGACUGACAAGGUGUACAGACCAAACAACGAAGUCGUCUUAGACCCCAUCCAGAACAGCCCAGUCCUCAACCGUCUUGGCCUGACUAAGAAUGCCUUCACUGAACUCGGCCAACACCUCACGACGCAGGAAUGGGUCAAGGUCCGACAGACGCAGCAGCAGCGACCCAAUCGCGAGGUGAAAAUCACGCAAGAUGGGAAGUACGCUUACAAACCCAAGGAUCUUGAGAUCAUUCCCGGUCUGCAGGCAACUGUUUAUAACUAG
Molecule: messenger RNA, 1185 nt
Organism: Talaromyces atroroseus
Lineage: Eukaryota; Fungi; Ascomycota; Eurotiomycetes; Eurotiales; Trichocomaceae
Exons: 5
Coding region: 1-1185 (394 amino acids)
Molecular function (GO): dioxygenase activity
Source: RefSeq, a predicted model, not a curated record